Musa acuminata AAA Group (dessert banana) is the source of this 1751-nucleotide messenger RNA. RefSeq names its product gibberellin 20 oxidase 1-D-like. Gene Ontology annotation, biological process: gibberellin biosynthetic process; flower development; response to light stimulus. The transcript is spliced from 3 exons. Gene Ontology annotation, molecular function: gibberellin 20-oxidase activity. NCBI's taxonomy places the organism in Eukaryota, Viridiplantae, Streptophyta, Magnoliopsida, Zingiberales, Musaceae. The coding region runs from base 202 to 1359 and encodes 385 amino acids. The record is from RefSeq and is a predicted model, not a curated record.
CUCACUCUCUCUCUCACUCACUCUCUUGCUCCACUAUCCUAUAUAAGGAGCAGGGAAGGGCAGUGGCCUAAGCCAGCGUUGAAUCCUUCGUAAGAUUGCAUACUUUCCACACCAUUCAAGCUCUAAACCACCCGCCCCCUCUACAUCACUGCUUGCCGUCCCAGAAGCGUAUAUAUAUAAGAGAGACACAGUAGGAAGAGUAUGGUGAUGGGAACUCGUUCCCUACCCAAAACGGUGGUGGAUAUGAGCAUAGCAAAGCCCAUAGAAACCAAGGCGACACCGCCGGUCUUCAAUGCCGCCGUCCUCAGUCGCGAGGACUACAUCCCCGAACAAUUCGUCUGGCCCGAGCACGAGAAGCCGACUCCCGACGCCCACGAAGAGCUCUCUGUCCCCCUGAUCGACCUCGGCGGGUUGCGGUCCGGUGACCCCGCUGCCGCGGCCGCCGUCACUAGGUCCGUCGCCGGCGCGUGUGAGCGGCACGGGUUCUUCCACGUCGUCAACCACCGCAUCGACGCAGAGCUUCUGGCGGAGGCGCACCGCGCCGCGGAGGCCUUCUUCGCGAUGCCGUUGGCGGCGAAGCAGCUCGCGCGGCGGAAGCCCGGGGAGAGCUGCGGCUACGCCAGCAGCUUCACGGGGAGGUUUGCGAGCAAGCUGCCGUGGAAGGAAACCCUCUCGUUCCGCUUCUCCCCCUCGCCGCUCGCCGGAGGCGUCGUGCGGGACUACAUCGUCGACGCCCUCGGCGAAGACUUCCGCCACUUGGGGGAGGUGUACCAGCGAUACUGCGAGGCGAUGAGCCGGUUGUCACUGGAGAUAAUGGAGGUGCUCGGAUUGAGCUUGGGAGUGGGGGAGGCACACUUCCGGGACUUCUUCGAGGGCAACGACUCGAUAAUGCGGCUGAACUACUACCCGCCGUGCCGGCAGCCGGAACUCACGCUGGGCACCGGCCCCCAUUGCGACCCCACCUCGCUCACCAUCCUCCACCAGGACGACGUCCGAGGCCUGCAGGUCCUCGCCGACGGCAGGUGGCGCACCAUCAGCCCCAAGCCCGACGCCUUCGUCGUCAACAUCGGUGACACUUUCAUGGCGCUGUCGAACGGGAGGUACAAGAGUUGCCUACACAGAGCAGUGGUGAACAGAGAGGUGCCGCGAAAGUCGCUGGCCUUCUUCUUGUGCCCGGCCACCGACAGGGUGGUGCGCCCGCCAGGGGCGCUGGUGGACGCCGACCAUCCCAGGGCGUAUCCGGACUUCACGUGGCCCACGCUGCUCGAGUUCACCCAGAAGCAUUAUAGAGCCGACAUGAAGACCCUCGACGCCUUCACGAGCUGGAUUCGCCGGGCCGAAGCGACCGCGCCGCAGUGACCGCGACGCACCCAACUUGGACUCGUCAUUUUUGGUUCUCAACAGUAGCUUAUAGAGAUGGAGAGGGAGAGAGAGAGAGAGAGGUAUGCAUCCAAAUGCGUCAAUGAUGAUGGAUAGAAGAGCAAGGAGGCAAAGAGACAAGCUGAGACAGCCUACUUUUUCUGAAAUUGGAAGUGGAUGCAAAUGAACACAUGCUCUCAGCUAGAGUAGCUUGUCCUCCACUGACAGCAGCGUAAUAGUCCCCAACUUUUCUUCAUCUGUAAUGUAGCAUCUUGCACCAGAGGGAGGCUGCCAAUGGUUGGGGCCCUGGCGGCAACAAAGCAAGAUUUCUCUUUCAAGCUCUCGCUUACAUUAGCAGUAGAAAGAAAGAAGAAAGGGAUUUGUCCUGGAAA